GUUAGGAGUGUUUGAAUGUAAUGAAAAUUCAUGUGAAAAAAGAGUUUUAGAGAAAAGCUAAAACUCUUCAAUGGCGGCUACAACAACGGCUUAUCUGAAAAAUUUGGAGUAUGGCUUUAGUUCCAAGCCCAGAUUUCGCCGCUUAUUCCCCUCCAAUAGCGCCCCGCGAAUCUUGGCCAUGGCUCCUAAAAAGAAGGUGAACAAGUUUGAUGAUAAAUGGAAAAAGGAAUGGUUCGGGGCAGGACUGUUCUACGAGGGCAGCGAACAAGUGGAAGUAGACGUAUUCAAAAAACUGGAAAAACGAAAAGUUUUAAGCACUGUGGAGAAAGCUGGACUUCUAUCAAAAGCCGAAGAGCUAGGAUUAACGUUGUCGUCCAUAGAGAGGUCAGGUGUAUUCUCAAAGGCGGAAGAACUAGGGCUGCUAAGUUUGCUGGAGAAGGCUGCGAGUUUCUCACCUGCUGCGUUGGCGUCCGCGUCGCUUCCAGUUCUAGUGGCGGCUAUUUUAGCAAUCGUGUUGAUACCCGAUGAUUCCGUGGGUCUUGUGGCGGUUCAGGCAGUGUUGGCUGGAGCAUUCGGGUUGACCGCAGUCGGGUUGUUUGUCGGGUCAGUGGUUUUGGAUGGGUUGCAGGAGGCUGAUUGACUACCGUGAAAAAUAUCAAAUAAAGGGGAUAUUUUUGUAGUGAAAUUCAUAUGAUCAAUCUCAAUUUAUUUGGAUUAAAGUGUAAUUAUAGUUGUUGUACUUUUUAUUUUAGUUGUUAUAUGCCUUAGUUGACAACUUGACAUUAGAUUUGUCUUGAAACUCAACAAUUCUAAGGUUAUGCACCUGAAUUCAUUUUAUGUA
Messenger RNA from Lycium barbarum (goji berry), 841 nucleotides. RefSeq lists its product as uncharacterized. Lineage: Eukaryota; Viridiplantae; Streptophyta; Magnoliopsida; Solanales; Solanaceae. The transcript is spliced from 2 exons. The record is from RefSeq and is a predicted model, not a curated record. Bases 71 to 640 code for a protein of 189 amino acids.